AUGGGGCUGUACGUCUUCAUCUUGUUCGGAUCCAACUUCCUCGACCCGCUUGUUGCUGGGUGGUUCAACGAUGCAUACGGUUGGCGAUGGACGAUGAAUUUUGGAAGCAUCAUUUGCGCUGUGUGCUUCAUCAUCAUGUUUUUCUUCAUGGAGGAGACCAUCUACUUUCGCGACAAUGUCAUCCAUGGCGAGGUCGCUAGUAGCGACAGCUCUGGUAGCCAAGCUUCGAAGGAGGCCAAGCACGAUGCCAACUCGACAAAAGAGAUUUCAGAAUCAGCACCUAAAGCUCCAGCAACUGGUACAUAUGCCUUCUCAUCUCCUCGGAAUAUUAACUCAGGAUGGGGCAAGUAUGGCUUGUUUAAAGUCCUCCCUGGAAGACCCAGCAACGUUGAUAUGCUCCGUAUGGCCUACCGACCUGUCCUCAUGGUCUUUCGAUUGCCUACAGUCGCGUGGGGUGGUUUUCUCUAUGACAUCAACCUGGCAUGGUACAAUGUGUUGAAUGGAACAGCUAGUCCGGUCCUGACAGGUAACCCAUACAACUGGUCAGCCGCAUUGGUGGGUUGCAUCUACGCAGGUCCUAUCAUUGGAACAGCUGUUGCCUCGCUCUGGUCCGGAAACGCAGCGGAUUGGAUCACCCUUCAGCUUGCCCGACGCAACAACGGAAUCCGCGAGCCUGAACACCGACUCUGGGUCUUAGCAGUUUCCGGCAUCAUAUCCGCAGCCGGCCUUAUCACUUGGGGUGUCGGUGCUUACCACAACGUACACUGGGUCGGUUUGGUUUUCGGGCUUGGCAUGCUGACGUUUGGCGUUGUAACUGGUGGAUCGAUUGCCGUAAGCUACAAUGUUGACUGUUUCUAA
This is a messenger RNA of Colletotrichum spaethianum, 858 nucleotides long. RefSeq names its product putative MFS-type transporter. The record is from RefSeq and is a predicted model, not a curated record. The transcript has a single exon. Bases 1 to 858 code for a protein of 285 amino acids. Gene Ontology annotation, molecular function: transmembrane transporter activity. NCBI's taxonomy places the organism in Eukaryota, Fungi, Ascomycota, Sordariomycetes, Glomerellales, Glomerellaceae. Gene Ontology annotation, biological process: transmembrane transport.